UGAGAAAUUCAUUCAAGUUGUUGGGAGGGGAGACAGGGACACACAAGUCAGGGAAGAAGGAACAAAGCCUGUGCUUUUCUUUUCUCUCUCUUUUCUUUUUCCUCUCUCUCUUCUCCUUUUCAAAAAGCGCUCUCCCAGGACCAUCCAGAGCCCCCAACUCAACCAUAGAUUCGUCUUCUUCUUCUACUCUCUUUCUCUGUCUCUCAUUUGCAGCAGUUUCUCCAGCUGCUACCAUUCUUUCAGCAUGUUCUUCUGUUUAGCUUAAGUCUCUCCUUCUGUGCUUUGCUUUUUACACAUUCAGAUUGAAGUUUCUAGAACUGACUUAAAAUGACAAAGAUAAGCCCUGAAAUUGAAGAAUCAAUGCUGAAAGAAUCAAUUCUAGCUGUUUCGGCAGAUGUGAGCUUUGCUUCUGACCACUUUCCAAAGUAUAAAUUAGGACCUGAAAAUCAGAUUUUGGAGGAGCCAAAAGGAGACAACAAUGGUCCAUCACUGAAGGAGGUUGUUGAAAGGGAAACGACCCAACUAUCUGAGCAGCACAAGCGGCUCUCAGUUCGUGACCUUGCUAGUAAAUUUGACAAGAACCUGGCUGCUGCUGCUAAGUUGGCUGAUGAGGCAAAACUUAGAGAGGUUGCUUCUUUGGAGGGGCAUGUUCUGUUGAAGAAACUUAGAGAUGCCUUGGAAUCUUUGAGAGGUCGUAUGGCCGGGAGAAACAAGGAAGAUGUAGAGAAAGCUAUCUCCAUGGUCGAGGCUUUAGCAGUUAAAUUGACUCAAAAAGAAGGGGAAUUGAUUCAAGAGAAGUUUGAAGUGAAAAAACUGGCAAACUUUCUGAAGCAGGCUUCUGAAGAUGCUAAAAAGUUGGUAAAUCAAGAAAAAUCUUUUGCUUGUGCUGAAAUUGAAAGUGCUAGGGCUGUAGUGCAGCGAUUUGGAGAGGCCCUUGAGGAGCAAGAAAAGAAUUCAGAAAUUUCUCAAAAAACUCAGGAGGUUGAGGAGCUAAUAGAGGAAGUUCAAGUGGCUAGAAGAAUUAAAUUGAUGCAUCAGCCAAGCAAGGUGAUGGGUAUGGAACAUGAACUUCGUGCUUUAAGAACUCAAAUUCGAGAAAAAUCUAUAUUCUCAGUGAAGCUUCAAAAAGAGUUGGCACUAAACAAGAAGGCCGAGGAGAACAAAUCCCGUGUAUAUAUUUUGCAUGGUUCUGAAACCCUUGGUUCAUGCUUACGACUCCAGCCUUGCUCAGAUAAUGCUCCAGUGCUUUCAAAAUCUUCAAUUCAGUGGUAUCGAAUGUCAUCUGACGGAAAUCAACAGGAAAUAAUUUCAGGUGCCAAUAAAAUAAUGUAUGCCCCAGAACCCCUUGAUGUUGGUCGAAUUUUGCUGGUUGACAUUCUCUCAAAUGGCCAAAAAGUCACAGUGACAACUUCCAUUCCUAUUGGUUCUGCUGCAGGUUUGGGAGGCUAUGUGGAGACACUUUUGCGAAAAUCCAGCAGUGAAUUUAAUGUAGUCAUUUCCCAGAUCAAUGGACAAGAUCAUCCAUCACACUCCACUCAUGCUUUCAAUGUUGGAAAGAUGAGGAUCAAGCUCUGUAGAGGAUGGAUCACAAAGUCGAGAGAAAUAUAUUCAACAUCAAUGCUGCUAUGUGGAGUUAGAGGUGAUGGUAAUGCCGCGGCCAAGUCUUUGUUUUGGCAACCAAGGAAAGGACUCUCUUAUGUAUUAACAUGUGAAUCAGAGAGAGAAAGGAAUGCAGCUAUAAUGGUUGCAAGAAAGCAUGCUCUUGACUGCAGUGUGAUGCUUGGUGGAGCAGAUGAUCAAAUGUAGAAGUAAAAUCUAACUGAGAGAUUGUUUACAAUUGUGAUAUAAUGAGAGGGUUUUGGUAGUGUGAGUGAGUGUAUUGUAUGGUGUGUUUGGCAUGAGGGAGGAGAAGGAAGAAUAUGGGAAUUGGGUUUCACUAAUUUGGUUGCGUUGUUUAGGCAGUCUUUUUUGUUUUGCCUAAAUCACCAGUUGUAACAACUUGGCUGUUUUUAAUUGAUUGCUUGAUUUGUGCUUUGCUUU
Messenger RNA from Theobroma cacao (cacao), 2040 nucleotides. RefSeq names its product stomatal closure-related actin-binding protein 3. Gene Ontology annotation, biological process: regulation of stomatal movement; actin filament organization. Lineage: Eukaryota; Viridiplantae; Streptophyta; Magnoliopsida; Malvales; Malvaceae. Gene Ontology annotation, molecular function: actin binding. The record is from RefSeq and is a predicted model, not a curated record.